Molecule: messenger RNA, 1591 nt
Organism: Sapajus apella (tufted capuchin)
Lineage: Eukaryota; Metazoa; Chordata; Mammalia; Primates; Cebidae
Gene: IL24
Product: interleukin 24
Exons: 8
Coding region: 1-774 (257 amino acids)
Source: RefSeq, a predicted model, not a curated record
AUGUUGAAGAAUGAGGAAUUCAGCAAUGGAGACGUCAAACUAGACUGGAGGUUGAGGACUGCUGCUCUCCAUCGCUCCUACCAGGAACGAAAGACACUUUUCUGCAGAUUUGAGGCAAGAGAGAACUGUGAUGGAGGAGGAGGAGGUGCAGGGCGUGUGGGUGUGAAUGGGCAAGGAGCUGCCUCCCUUUCUUUCAGCAGACCCUCCUGUCCCCCUUUGCUGGCGAUGGCCUCUCGAAUGCAGAUGGCUGCGCUCACUUGCUUGAGUCUCCUGCUUCUCUGGAGCCAGGUGCCAGGGGCCCAGGGCCAAAAAUUCCAAUUUGGGCCCUGCCAAGUGAAGGGAGUUCUUCCCCAGAAACUGUGGGAAGCCUUCUGGGCUGUGAAGGACACUAUGCAAGCUCAAGAUAACAUCACGAGUGUCCGGCUGCUGCGGCAGGAAGUUCUGCAGAACGUCUCGGCUGCUGAGAGCUGUUACCUUGUCCACACCCUGCUGGAGUUCUACUUGAAAACUGUUUUCAAAAACUACCACGAUAGAACAGUUGAAGUUAGGACUCUGAAGUCAUUCUCCACUCUGGCCAACAACUUCGUUCUCAUCGGGUCACAACUGCAACCCAGCCAGGAAAAUGAGAUGUUUGCCAUCAGAGACAGUGCACACAGGCGGUUUCUGCUAUUCCGGAGAGCAUUUAAACAGUUGGACAUGGAAGCAGCUCUGACCAAAGCCCUUGGGGAAGUGGAUGUUCUUCUGACCUGGAUGCAGAAAUUCUACAAGUUCUGAAUGUCUAGACCAGGACUCCAUUCCACCUCCACCAGACCAUUCCCUGUGUCAUUUCAAACAGACUCCCUUCCUAUGCUGUUCACUGGACACUUGACACCCUUGGCCAUGGGUCCCAUUUUUGGCCCAGGAAUAUUAUCAAAGAAGUCAUUCUUUAAGCAGCCCCAGCAAGAGUCAGGGAAGGUGCCUCUGGAUGCUGUGGAGUCUACAGAGAAGAUUCCUGUAUUUAUUACAACUCUAUUUAAUUAAUGUCAGUAUUUCAACUGAUGUUCUAUUUAUUUGUGAGACUAUAAGUUCCAUGAAGACAGCAGAAUAUUGUGCCCCAUGCUUGUCCUUUACCCCUCACAAUCCUUGCCACAGUGUGGGGCAGUGGAGGGGUGCUCACUAAGUACUUAAUAAACUGUGGUUUUAAUUUUUUUUGCCUGUCUUUGGAUUAUUGAAAAACAGAGGGGUGCUGGGAUGUAAAACUGAACUUUAGAGAAUGGAAAUCACACUGUCUUCUGAUAUCUGCAGGGACAGAGCAUUGGUGGGCAUGGGGGUGUGGGGAAGAGACAUCAGUUUGAAAAGUAAAUGAUAAAAGAUAAAACGUGGAUUAAAGUGCCCAGCACAAAGCAGAUGCUAACAUUUCAUUUUCCACCCACACUCAACAGCUUACCCCAUCAUCCCUUUUCCUUGGUGCCUUUUUUUUUUUUAUCCUAGUCAUUCUUCCCUAAUCUGCCACUUGAGUGUCAAGCUGACCUGCUGAUGAUGACAUUGCACCUGGAUGUACUGUCCAAUCUGUGAUGACACUCCCUGCUGAUAAAAGGCAACACAACUCAAA